AUGCACUACACAAUCGAGGACGAGUGGCGGCAGUCUGCAUCCCAGCUCGACGACGACUUUUCGCGCGACUGUCUGCUGGGCGCCGAGUGUUUGGCAAACGUUGACGCCGACGACUGCAACGAUGACGAGCUCCCAGCACCCCGCCCUUCCCGCCCCUCCCGCCCAUCCACCAUCUUCUCCGUCGCCUUGACAAAACCCAAGACCAAACCCCCUCCAGCCCCACACUUCCGGCGUCAAUCGAUGGCUCCCUCGACCGUGACCCGCACUGUCACUCCGGCGCAGGCGGAUGACAUUGAGCCCAAAACUGAGUUUACAUUCUGGCCACCUACGAGGGCACGCAGUGCGCCCGCGCCAGCGAGCAGUGAGCCCCCGUCGAGGUCAGAGUCGCCUGCUUCGACCUCGACGGCGGAGCCUGCUUCGGCGUCGACUUCAACGUCGACUUGCUCGACCGCUGCGUCUACAUCUGAACAUGCCUCUGAGCCUGCGCCCAAGGCAGUACCCGUGGCCGCGUUCUACGACUCGUCGCCUCUCGACUUCCCUAGCGCACACACGCACGAGAUUGCCUCGUCUCCCGAGACCUCCAUCACAGCAGCGCUCAAGGGUCUCCCUCGCCCCGGUCCGCCCAUUCGCAAGAGCACGCUCGUCGUCCAGCCUCCAGAGGCAUUACGCGCGAGCUGGUGGUCGUCCUCCAGCGGCCACUCUGCGAGCAGCCUGGUCUCUGGUGCCUCGGGGUCAACAGGAACGAGCGGAACGAGCGGGACGUACACCACCACAAGGGAAUGGAUUGGCGACCAGCACCACACCGACGACGCUGAGAGUGUCUUGACGGCCGGAACACGGCCUUCCAGUGUCGCCGCGAUGUCGAGGGCCGGGUCCCGCUCAGUGUCCGCGUCGACCAUGGCCACAGACGACAGUACCCUUGAGUCCCGGUCUCUGCGGAGCCUGGACACGCUGGACAGCUUUGUCAAUGCCUACACGGACCGGGGUUAUGACGAGAGGAGUGAGAGUGAGAGUGAUGACGAGGACGGGGAUGGGGAUGGGGAUGGGGAUGUGAGCAUGGGUUGGACGGGAGUUACCCAGGUGCAAGCACAGAACCAUGCGCUGGCCCAGGCUCAGGCGGUGGUGCCCGCCUCGACGGUCAUGACACCGAGCAAGAUCGUCCCGGCGCCAAACGCCAGUGCACCGAGCACGCCCAAGGCCAAGGCCCAGCCGAGCAAGCUCCAGGCCAAGACUCCAGUCAAGACCCCCGUGGCAGCGCCUCUCAAGACUCCAGCCCAGACUCCGACCAGGACACCAACCAGGACAUCAGCCAAGACACCAGUCCAGACUCCAGUCAAGACGCCAGUCAAGACCCCGACCAAGACAAGGACUCCUAUCAAGUCGCUCUUCCUCAACGCCAUCAUCGCGCCCAAAAACCCCACACCCGCCAACCCACCUCUCAACCGCCCCGCAUCAACUACACCGACACGCACCACGCAAGACACUCGGCACGCCCCUUCCAACGCGUCCUCUGCGUCGUCUACCGCCCCGUCCCCACUCUCAACAAGCACCACAGCACCGCAGCCCCGCCUCAAGCCCCGCAACGCAGGCCACCGGUCGACCUUCUCCCUGCCCCUGUUCGCCAUUUCCGAGCGGGGCGAAAAGGCCACCGCCGCUGUCAAACCGUCGCCUGGUCCUGGCCCUGGUCCCAGCCAUGGUCCCCGGGCCCGUGCUUCUGUUCACUUCCAUGUUCCCGCAGCGACACCCGCCCCGGCGUCAGUCACGGCUCCAGCCACGCCUGUCGCGGUCAUGGGAGGACCGCGCAGGCCGGCGCCGCCCCCGCCAGUGUCUGCACCCUCACCCAUCCCCAGGCCCAACGGCCAUGCCAGGGCCAAGUCUAUGGCCUCUGUGGCGGACGAGAAGACUGUCGCGCGGUGGCCGUGGGGUGCGUCGCGUAAAGCUGCCGCUGCCGCCGGCAAGUAG
Molecule: messenger RNA, 1962 nt
Organism: Apiotrichum porosum
Lineage: Eukaryota; Fungi; Basidiomycota; Tremellomycetes; Trichosporonales; Trichosporonaceae
Exons: 2
Coding region: 1-1962 (653 amino acids)
Source: RefSeq, a predicted model, not a curated record